Molecule: messenger RNA, 6294 nt
Organism: Gasterosteus aculeatus aculeatus (three-spined stickleback)
Lineage: Eukaryota; Metazoa; Chordata; Actinopteri; Perciformes; Gasterosteidae
Product: activated CDC42 kinase 1
Biological process (GO): regulation of keratinocyte differentiation; signal transduction; negative regulation of epidermal growth factor receptor signaling pathway
Molecular function (GO): ATP binding; protein serine/threonine/tyrosine kinase activity; protein binding
Source: RefSeq, a predicted model, not a curated record
GCUGACUCCGGCGUCACUUGCGCUCAAAUCCCGGGUGUGUUUUCGGACGGUCAGCUGUGCAAGUAAAACCAUUGGAGACGGGCCGGUGCAAACUUAAUUCAGUCUCCCUCACAACGAGACCGAGGCCAUUGAGAGCCUCUACAGAUGGCGCGACUUCUGAACAUGUAAGCCGGCGUUUUGAGGCGUGAAACACACCGGAACAGGAGGUGACAGCGGUUGACAGGAGCUGAGAUUGACAGUCUUUCAAGCCAUGAAUCGUGCUGAUGGUCUCGCGUCAACCAAUGGACGAGGAUGAGGUCAUGUGAGUGUGCACCGUCGUCGCAGUGCUGCCGACUUGUAGCUGGGCGAAAUCUCACCUCGAUGGACUGGGGGCCUCUUCUGCACGUGGUUGACCUCCUGUCAUCAACCUGAGAGGCGUAUCUACGGCGCCCGGAGCAGGAAACGGAGCCGAAGCUCAACAGCUCAAAUAUUGCAGAAGAGGGGGACUACGUUCAUUCUGCAUCAAAAAUUACCAUCUGCAGCUCGCCAGAGGAAUGCACGACUGAAAGCUGUUCCCAUGAGGACAAACACCUGUGCAUUGGCCGGACGGGCGUGGGAGCCCGACCAUGGGGGACACGGCGGACUACCAGAGACUGCAGGAGGCGUCGGACUCCGACUACCAACGGCUGCCCGGCAACGACGAAGAGAAACUGGGCGGUAGCAUGCAGUGUGAGGAAGGUACAGAGUGGCUGCUGGAGCUGCUGAUGGAGGUGCAGCUGCAGCAGUACCUCCUUCGGAUCCGAGAUGACCUCAACGUCACGCGGCUGUCCCACUUUGACUACGUCAAGAACGAAGACCUGGAGAAGAUCGGCAUGGGUCGACCUGGACAGAGACGACUGUGGGAGGCUGUGAAAAGGAGGAAAGCCAUGUGCAAGCGUAAAUCCUGGAUGAGCAAGGUGUUCAGUGGAAAGCGGCCAGACGGAGGAGACUUCCCCCAGCAGGGCCAGCCGGCCUCCUCCUUCCGUAAGCUGUCUCCCACACCUCCACUGGGCCUGGAGGAGGGAGUCCUGGCCACGCACCCCGGUGGUGGUGGUGGGGCUCCUCUCGAUGAGCAGCAGCAGGCCCUGACCUGCCUCAUCCCAGAGAAGGAUCUGACGCUGUUUGAGAAGCUGGGGGACGGAACCUUCGGUGUGGUGAAGAGAGGAGAGUGGCUGACGCCCGCAGGGAAGGUGCUGAAUGUAGCCGUGAAGUGUCUGAAGACAGACGUGCUCAGCCAGCCCGAAGCUCUGGAGGACUUCAUCUGUGAGGUCAACGCCAUGCACUCCCUGGACCACCAGAACCUCAUUCGUCUCUACGGUGUGGUGCUGACACAUCCAAUGAAAAUGGUGACCGAGCUGGCUCCCCUGGGUUCCCUGCUGGAGCGCCUGCGCUGUGUGCGUCCGCUGGGCCCGGUGUUGAUCCACACUCUGUGCCAGUACGCUGUGCAGGUGGCUUGUGGCAUGGCCUAUCUGGAGCAAAGGAGGUUCAUCCACAGGGACCUGGCAGCCAGGAACAUCCUGCUGGCCUCAGCUCACAGAGUGAAGAUAGGAGACUUUGGCCUGAUGAGGGCGCUGCCCAACAACCACGAGCACUACGUCAUGCAGGAGCAUCGCAAGGUCCCCUUUGCAUGGUGCGCCCCAGAGAGUCUCAAGACCAGAACGUUCUCUCACGCCACUGACACAUGGAUGUUUGGAGUCACUCUCUGGGAGAUGUUCACACACGGCCAGGAGCCUUGGCUCGGUCUCAAUGGGAGCCAGAUUUUGCACAAGAUUGAUAAAGAAGGUGAGCGCCUCCCUAAGCCUGAAGACUGUCCGCAGGACGUCUAUCAUGUGGCGCUGCAGUGUUGGGCUCAGAAACCAGAUGACAGACCCUCCUUUGUUGCGCUGCGUGAGUUCUUGCUUGAGACCAUGCCCACAGACAUGUGUGCCCUGCAGGACUUUGAUGAGCCUGACAAACUCCAUAUCCAGAUCAAUGAUGUCAUCACUAUAAUAGAGGGGAGGGCGGAGAACUACUGGUGGAGAGGUCAAAACAAGCGAACCCUAAAGGUCGGACCUUUCCCCAGAAACGUGGUGACCUCGGUGGCAGGUUUGUCAGCUCAUGACAUCAGCCGGCCGCUCAAGAACAGCUUCAUCCACACGGGACACGGAGACAGCAACCCGCACCGGUGCUGGGGCUUCCCUGACAGGAUCGACGAUUUGUACCUCGGUAAUCCCAUGGAUCCGCCCGAUGUCAUCGGUGUUGACCCCGGUGGCACUCGGCUCACACAGCUACCAGGACGAGCUAGAAAGGAGCCUCCUCCUCGUCCUCCUCAACCAGCAGUGUUAAUCAAGAGUAAGUCUGGUUUCUCUCAGCAGCUCCUCACCCAUUGUUCCUGCCCUCUCUGUUCCCUCCUAGCUCCACUCCUCAGAGCGCCCUGCUACGACGCGGUGAAUGACGACGAGGAUCCGACUUCGGCCGGUCUAAAGAGAUUAUCGCUUUGGAAAACGGCGUCUGUCAAAGGCUUGAAGCUCAAACCGUCCGCGUGGGUCUCUGCUUCCAAACAGGGGAGUGGUCGGAUUUCAGGCUCGGGCCACACCCCCGGCAGUGAAGUGUCCCUCAUUGACUUUGGGGAGGAGUUCCCCCCGCCCACCCCGUCCCCCUCCCCUGUAGUGGAAAUUCAGAUUCCCACACUGGCAAAGCUGGCUUUGGAAGCAGAGAACCUCCUGGACCGGACCCCGCCUCAGAGCCCGCGUAGAUCGCUGCCCCGCCCCCUUCACCCCACACCAGUAGUGGACUGGGACGCUCGGCCGUUACCCCCACCCCCGGCCUAUGACGACGUGGCCCAAGACGAAGACGAUAUGGAGGUGAGCUCCAUCAACAGUUCAGAGCAGCAGCACGAAGAGGAGCAGGCUGAGGUCUGUAACCCAGAUGUGGCCCUCCUCUCUAGACCUGAGGUUGAGGGUGAUGCUGUGGUUGCCAGGGGUCCAGACCGAUCAGGUCUGGGGGACAACCUUUUUCUCCCCAGCAAGCAGAGCCAAAUUCUGUCCACCUCCUUCUCCCAGUCAGCAGAGAUCUUCCAAGAACUCCAGCAGGAGUGCAUGAAGAGGCUUAAUGUACCGACUGGAAGUGCUGCACGGUCGAGCUCCCCAUCUCAACAUCUCAACAGUUUAUCCCCGUGUCCCCGGACGCGACAGACUGACGAGGGACACAAGCGCACUGUCUUCUCCUCCAACGAGGACAAACCCCAAAUCCCCCCGCGUGUCCCCAUACCCCCUCGCCCCAUGAAGAGGGGCGACUACACGUCUCCUCGCUGGUCACAGGAUCUCUCCCUGUCACCAACACCGGCUGACGUCACAGAAGACGCUUCAGGCCAAGGACAACCACCUCGGAUCCCUCCCAGAGACCCUCUGUCCCAGCCGGGCUCCAGGACUCCCAGCCCCAUGGGCCUGGUAGUGGGCUCCCCCCAGCAGAGACUCUACUCUGUGAGCCCCGUCUCAACGCAGGCUCACCACACCUCCUGUCCUCCGGCACACACGUACGGCUCCUACCUCUCCAGCUCGCCAGGCAAACUCAUGCCCACCACGCACAGCUUCGCCUCGGAUCCGAAAUACGCGGCGCCCAAAGUGAUCCAGGCCCAGGGGCACGGGAGGGACUCGGCCGGCAAAGGCCCGUGUAUCCUCCCCAUCGUCCGCGACGGACGCAAAGUCAGCAGCACCCACUAUUACCUCCUGCCAGAGAGGCCGCCGUACCUCGACCGCUACGACCGCUUCUUCAGGGAGACCGAUGGCCAGCCGGCGGGCAGCGCGGAAGAGCGGCCCCUACGGCAGGCGAACACCGCCACGGUCAGACCCAUGGUCGCCGGCGGCCAGAUUCUCCAGGGACACGCCCAGGGACAGGCGCUCGUCCAGCCGGGUGAGCUGAAGGCUAAUUUCUCCUCCAACAAUAACAGCAGUCUGGGCGGGCCGCGGUCAGGGAUGAAGACCUCAGUCAGUCUGCCUCGCGUCGGUUCUGACGGGCCGACGGCGGCGGUGGUCGCCGCGUCCUGCGGCGGGACGGAGGGCGGCGGGAACUCGGCCGACAGGGUCAAAAUGGUGCAGGAGGCCGUUCAUGGUGUCACAAUAGAGGAGUGCCAAGGCGCCCUCCAAAACCACAGCUGGAACGUCCAGAAAGCUGUGCAUUCUCUAAAGGUGGAGCAGCUGUUCUGUCUGGGUCUGCGGAGCAGAGCAGAGUGCCUAAAGCUGUUGGAGAUGUGCGACUGGAACCUGGAGGUGGCCAGCACGCAGAUGUUGGACAACUAUGGAUCCACAACAAGACAGAGACGGUGACUGCUGAGCUCUGAUUGGAACUUCAUCCUGAGUAAGAUGUCAUCAGAGCUGGUGAAUCGGCUGCUGACCCUUCAUCCAUAUAUGCACCUCCAAUCAGAAGACUGUUAUUUAGCAAUGGAUGAAUCAAGCACAUCUGAACUGAACCGGCACAAAAUACCAUAUUAUUAUGGUAUUAUAUUAUUAUAUGCAUACCUAACAUGGACUACAGAAGUAGUUUGGGAGUAAAAAAAAAGAAGACGAUGGGUUAUUUUUGGACUUUGACCACCUUUUCUAACUGGUUCAGAGAAAAGAAUAAAUGACACCGCAUUUGGUUCAAUUUCGAUUGAUCAACCUGAAACGUGUCGUCCUGACAGGUUCCCUGCGGUCACAGAACGUGGGUGCUUCCCUACUGUGACACCUUGUGUCCUAUUGCCCCACAAUUGCUGUCCUUUUGUAAUGUUAAUGUUAAGGGGUUUGCAGAAGGCAAAAUAGCACAAUUUAAUCAGGAGCUCUUCCUUGGAUUUAAUCAAAAUACUACAUAGGGAAUGCGGUUUUGACCUCUACCAUUUAAAAUGUAUAAAGAGACAUUUUUUUGUUUGUUUACAACAUAUUGAUAAGUUAUUUAAUAUAUUUUGAACAUAAUGCUAAGAGACGAGAGAAGACUGUUAUGAGACACUGGGCGAGUCAUUUAGUGAACUAUUUAAAUCAGUGGGGCUUAAGAACUGAAGGGCUGUGCAGCCAGUGGACCCUUCCUGCUAAAACCUUCCUCAUUCAUUGCCUCUGCACUUGGCCCAAACAGUUUUUUUGUGCAUCAGCUGAAAACUGCCAGCUGGGUAUUUUCUGCAUACUACUUUGGCAGCUAAUAACAGCAAUGCAGUGGAAUUUACCCCCGAGGCGCAGAUCCUAACACUUAAAGUGACAAAUGUUAUAUUUCGGUCAGCAGCUUUGGAGGCAAUAAUUCGAAACUGGAAUGACUUGUCUGCUCUGUGUGAACCUUCUGCUGGGCAGAAAAUACAUUUUUCGGACUGGGUAUCGUGACAGCGAUGAACAUGAAAAACCUCUGGGCAACGCGUCCUCCCGUUUUUUUAUUUCGGCUGCUCCUCGAGUGCGAGGACUCCACUAAAAGGAAGAGGGAUAAAAGGCUUCCAUUUGCUUCUGAAAUUCACUUUUUCCAACCAGCCAAACACUUCGUAGGGAUUUUACUGUACAACACAUACGACCCUUCGGUGCUAUAGAACAAGAAAACAACCUUUUUAGCAACGUGUACAUUUGCUAGAUAAAUGUUUUUCCCCAUUAAGUAAUUUACUUUGCUUAGACUAAUCCCUCCGUGUCCACAAAAAACGCCAUCACGCGAACGGUUCCCGGCCUAAUCUGUCCGGGCCAGAGCUCCAAAUGGUGUCUGAGAGAGCUGAUUAUAUUUCUAAAUGAUGCACAGGACAGAUUGUGGACGACAACCUGGAGUGAAAGCGUCCUCCUGUGUGCAAUAAGUCUGCCGUAGAACACGGAACCUGCCGGUCUGGACACCCUUCAGAGAACACAGAAUAAAGCGAGUGGGUGCGAGUGAGUUGUCCUUCCGAUAGCCGGGUAAAAUUGUACUUUAAACACUUUUCCCCCAAGUUCGUUUUGCCAACUUUCCCCCUAAUGUGUUGUGGGAACGUUGAUUGUUAAGGAGAACUCAAUGUGAGUCCGUAGCCGGUUUGUUUGUCUGUAUACGAAGCUGCUGAAGUGUAGCGAAGGACUGAAGUGAACCCAAAGCAACAUCCUCCUGUUGUUGUGUUUCUACUCUGAUGUCUGGAAACUGUUGAGUUCUGUUUUGUCCUUUUUUGCGAUAUCAGAUUCUUCAGAAAGAAUUUGUAUGUAUUUGCUUCUCAGAAUUGGUUUUUAAGGCCUUUUUCAUUGUUGUUGUCCUCCCGGGUUGACGGAAAUGUUCAUAAGAAGAUCAUGCUGCCGAAUUUAUAAAUGUAUUUUUUAUUAAAGAUUUAAUUAUUUUUUA